UGCUCCUUGAUGUCAGCACCUGUUUCAAGCUCGGCAGUGCUGGAGCCAGCAAGCAGAGCACAGCCAAGCCUCAGACUCCGCUGCUGCCUCCCACACCCCGCUCAACCCUGGCUGUGGGACCCACCCCAACGCCGCCACGGAUCCCUGGAGGCAACUUGGCCAUCUUUGAGAAGAACCUCAGCCCCCGGGGCUAAUUGCCAUGGCCCCCAUCAGCUCUUUGCGCAAUUUCUCUACGUUGGAGGCUCGGAACGGCUCAGUAGCAGAGAAACCAGCACCAUAUACCACUGUGAUCAUGCCCAGUCUCUUCAGCAUCAUCUGUUUCCUGGGCAUUGUGGGGAACCUCAUUGUCAUUUACACUAUUGUCAAGAAGAAGAAGCUGAAGCAUAACCAGACUGUGCCUGACAUUUUCAUCUUCAACCUCUCCAUCGUGGAUCUCCUCUUCCUCUUGGGCAUGCCCUUCCUCAUCCACCAACUCCUAGGCAAUGGCUCAUGGUACUUCGGAGCAACCCUGUGCACCAUCAUCACCGCCCUGGACAACAACAGUCAGAUCACCAGCACCAACAUUCUUACAGUGAUGACCCUGGACCGUUACCUGGCAACUGUCUAUCCUCUGAAAUCCACCUAUGUCCGGACCCCAUGCGUUGCAGCUCUAGUUAUCUGCUUAGUGUGGCUCCUCUCCUUCCUGACUGUCAUUCCUGUGUGGAUGUAUGCAGGCCUUAUGCCUCUGGCAGAUGGGACUGUUCGCUGUGCUCUCUUGCUUCCCAACCCAGAGACUGAUAUCUACUGGUUCACUCUCUACCAGUUCAUGCUGGCAUUUGCCAUGCCAUUGAUAGUGAUCUGUGUGGUCUACUUCAAGAUCCUGCAGCACAUAACCACCACUGUGGUCCCACUGCCCCAACGGAAUCUCCAGAUCCGUACCAAGAAAGUCACCCGCAUGGCAGUUGCUAUCUGCUCUGCCUUUUUCAUUUGCUGGGCUCCUUUCUACAUCCUCCAGCUGGUUCACCUUGGCAUUGAUACCCCAUCCAUGGCUUUCUUUUAUGCCUACAAUUUUGCCAUUAGCUUGGGCUAUGCCAACAGCUGCCUCAGCCCCUUUCUCUACAUUGCCCUCAGCGAGACCUUCAAGCGCCAGUUCUUAGUAGCCAUCUGCCCUUCAAAAGUGCCACAUCACAACAGCAGCUCUGCCAACAACAACAGCAUGACAGAUGCCAGCAUAUGCCUAAAACUGGCUUCAGAAUCCACUCAGCAGACUCCACUUCCAGAGGACUCCCCACACUCACUGCCUGCAAUUGUUGCUAUUCACUAGGCGACACUGAAGUAAUCACAGCAGAAAGCCUUUUAAUCUGUAAAUCUGUGGAGGAUCAGCAGCCCCAGGCAGCUCUUUGUGAAGCUGCUGGCUUCUACACUCAAGAGGGCAGGCGCUCAGGUCUGCUGGUUGGCAUUCUGUUCCAGCAAUAGCCACUUCCAAUGUCCUUUCCUGUUUGGCAACCAAGGUAUCUUCAAGAGCUGGAUAAAUUUGAUGCUAAUCCUAAAUAUUUCAAGUAAAAUCAGGCAGAUAGCAGUUGUACAGCAUCAAAGAACUGCAAACAAUUCUCAGAAAUACUGCUGCUAACACCAGAUUUGUUGCUUAUCAUGCUGAGCCUAUUUUCACACUGCCAGUUCCUCAUGCUGCUCUCGUGUCUUGCAGUCUGCAUGGCUAUUGGGGAACUCCUGCCAAAGGGCUUUAAACAUGGCUAAAAAGCAUGCAGAUUAAUUUCAUGUAAAGUUGCAUGAAAAGUAUCACAUAGCACAGAAUUAUAUUACUACACUUACGGUUUCAUGCUGCCAGCCACCAACAAUACAACCAUAACAGAAAUUCACUCUUAUUCAUCUGGACUGUUACCUGCAUAGGACUUUCUAAGCUUACAAGUGUACUUAAUGUACACUUAUUACACUUGCACACAUUUAAGUGCAGCUAAUACUCCAUUCUACACAACAGAGUACAGCAAUUCACUCACCUCUAGUGAUCAUAGCAGGCUGGUGUGAAACACUAGCACUUUUGUCAUCAGAUGCAGAGAGGUGAUUUUUAAGUUAAUGAAUAUUUGUUAAACAGAGCUGUGUUCUUCCAUUCCAGACUCUGCCCACCUCAGAAGCCCAUCCACACCUAUGACUGUGUGGUAUUUUUGUUAGUUUUCCACCCUCUUUUCCUGGACCUCAAAGCCAGAUAGACACAUACAGAGCUUGCAAACUAUGAUCUUAAAAAUCUUUGCCACAUCUUAAAUGCCAGGAAUUCUCACCUAUGCUGGUUUUCAUGGGACUUCUUUGGUCAAUAUUCUGCCUGAAGAGAGCAAAGGUCAAGGAAUGCAAGUUUGUGCCAGUGCAGACUUGCUCACAAGACUAGCGAAGCUGUUGUGUUAACUUUCUCCUACACAGAAGGCAAAGGGAUGACUGAGACUUUUUUCUGUACAAGGUGGAGAAGGAUGGGCAUUUUUUCCCCCUCUCUUAAUACCAGCAAUUAGGAAAGUAUGAGGGAAGGGAAAAACGGUUUCAUUGUCUGAGCUCUUAAAGCAGCACAUUAAAGAUGUUAUCUUGUUUACAGUAAAGGUGUUUAUGAUUCAACCAGUUUAUUCUCACCUUGAAUGAGUCAGUCUGACGUGGUGCGGUCAAGCUUCAUGCUCAAAAAUCAGUGGACACAGUGGGCUAAUCAAGAAAGGAGGCCAGGACCAGCUGGUGCAAUGCAAGGAAGGGUCUUUGUGGGAAAGGUCUUUUCCAGACCUCACCACAUGGAAGUCAAGGCACAACACACUGUCACCUUUCUAGGGUGAAAUCUUCAUGUAGAUAAGAUCUGACAUCAGAGAAGCCAGGAGA
This is a messenger RNA of Meleagris gallopavo (turkey), 2844 nucleotides long. RefSeq names its product melanin-concentrating hormone receptor 1. Gene Ontology annotation, molecular function: melanin-concentrating hormone receptor activity; neuropeptide binding. Gene Ontology annotation, biological process: neuropeptide signaling pathway. Gene Ontology annotation, cellular component: plasma membrane; neuron projection. The record is from RefSeq and is a predicted model, not a curated record. Lineage: Eukaryota; Metazoa; Chordata; Aves; Galliformes; Phasianidae.